This is a messenger RNA of Brassicogethes aeneus, 543 nucleotides long. The record is from the annotation of a GenBank genome assembly. NCBI's taxonomy places the organism in Eukaryota, Metazoa, Arthropoda, Insecta, Coleoptera, Nitidulidae.
AUGUCGAAAAUAGUGUUUGUGCUGGGUCCACCGGCAAGCGGCAAAACGAGGCAAUGUUCCUUCCUCGAAGAUUAUUUCGGGUUCGUCCACAUAACCUUGUCGGAAUUGACGGAGGAGAAUAAAUUACUAAAACCCAUCAAAGAGUUAAUGAACUCAGCGAGAAAGUUGAUCACGUUCGAGCUCUCGGACGUUAGAGCGACCAGAAAGUUUAUCAUUUUGGAUGGGUAUCCGGAAACUAUGAAACAGCUGGAAUAUUGGGAGAAAAGCGUCGCGCAGAACAUAGACUUGCAGAUGGUUUUGUUUUUGGAUUGCCCUUUACAAAAAUGCCUUUUAAGAGGUUUAGAAAGGCAGUCGUUUAGCAGGAAAGACGUCGAUGAAGUACAGCAAAAAAUCGAUUAUUAUGUUAAAAAUACUCUACCAGUUAUAGAGCACUUUAGAACAAUGAACCUGGUAAGGCAAAUUAAUGGGGAUAUGACCUGUGAAAAGGUGUUUGUUGAAGUGCAAAAAGUGUUCCGAAUUGGUGUAAAAGAUAUGAGGUUUUAA